Oldenlandia corymbosa var. corymbosa is the source of this 1080-nucleotide messenger RNA. Lineage: Eukaryota; Viridiplantae; Streptophyta; Magnoliopsida; Gentianales; Rubiaceae. The record is from the annotation of a GenBank genome assembly.
AUGGAGGAGCAGGAAAAACCCACCACCCAAACCCCAGCUUUAUGCGAAGAGUGCAAAAUAAACCCAUCAAAAUACAAGUGCCCAGGUUGCUUAAUCCGUUCUUGUAGCCUCCCUUGCGUCAAGGCUCACAAGGAACGGACUUCCUGCACCGGGAAAAAGCAGUACAAGGAAGUUGUUCCCAUCUCUCAGUUUGAUGAUAAUCUCUUAUUAUCAGAUUAUAAUAUGCUUGAAGAUGUGAAGAGAGUUGCUGACUCUGCACGUAGGAUGAGAGAGAAGAUGUGUGGCAAUUCUCACUUUCGGCUUCCUCUCCCUCUUAAAAGUCUUCGGAGUGCUGCUGCAAACCGAAAGACAAAACUACUCUUCUUUUCAACAGGAAUGUCAAAGAGACAAAAAAAUCAAACUCAUUAUAACUAUAGGAAGAAGUAUAUAUCUUGGACCAUUGAGUGGAGAUUUCAUUCAACCAACGUCGUAAUACUGGACCAUGGCAUCCAUGAAAAUAGAAGCCUCUCCUCUGUUGUUGAGAAUCAUCUUAAACUCGGUCCAUUGAAUCAUCAAUUGAAGCCAUUUUGUGAGGAGUCGCUGGACUCACUUAAAUUUUUCAUUCGUAAGUACCCAAAGGGCUGCAAGUCACCAUAUCGUGAGCUAAAUAUUAAGGAACCCAUACGGAGCCAACUAGCUAACCUAGUUGUUCUUGAGUAUCCUGUUAUCCAUGUUUUUCUUCCAUCGCACAGCUAUGAUUUUGAAGUUGUAAAGGAUGCCAUUCCUCAGAGAUCAAAAGUGAGCGUUAAGGAAUCUCCUGAAACCGACGACCUUAAUCAAAUUGGAGUUACCUUUAGGGAGGAAGAAAUAGAAGAAGAUAUGUCCUUGUAUACUCAGGUUUCCGAUCUCAUGAAUAAUGCUGAGAUACGUGCAAAAUCUAAUUACAGUUCAGAUUCAGAAAGAGUGUUUGAAGGUUCGGUAUCAGGCUUGAGAGUGAAUAAUACCUGUGCUCCCAUUGCUGAAGACAUCAAGUACGCCGAGAAGUGUACUCUUAUACUUAACCAGGAGGAAGAACUGGAGGAAGGAGAAUUAGUAGAAUGA